Messenger RNA from Owenia fusiformis, 1979 nucleotides. NCBI's taxonomy places the organism in Eukaryota, Metazoa, Annelida, Polychaeta, Sabellida, Oweniidae. The record is from the annotation of a GenBank genome assembly.
GACACAAGGACACUCAGAGACACCAGGACAAUCAGAGACACAAGGACAAUCAGAGACAGAAGGACACUCAGAGACACAAGGUCACUCUGAGAGACAUAAACACACUGAAAAAGAUGGAUAUAGCGAUACAAAUAAAGAAACUGUUAACUGCAAAAAUGUAAAUUCAUGUGAUAGUGAUCCUGCAAAUGGAAAAAUCACCUUAGUAGGGGAUAAGGCAUAUUCAACACUAGGAAGAGACCUUGUAGCGCUGUAUAGGUCUGGUAGAUAUACAGAUGUCUCACUUGUAGCAGGAGAUGAAGAAUUUAGAGUUCACAGAUGUAUAUUAAGCUGUAGGAGUGAAUACUUUUCAAUGAUGCUAAGUGGAAACUGGAAUGAAGCAGAAAAACAAACAAUUUCUUUAAUGGGUGUAACACCUGCAGCACUCGACCAGGCACUAAUUUACUUGUAUGGUGGAACAAUAGAUGUCUCCCCAAACUGCCCACUUACAGAUGUUGUCAUAUUAGCGGACAUGUAUGCUAUACAUGGAUUGAAAGAGACAGUGGAAUUCUGUAUGAUAAGGGAUUUCUGCCAUUUCUUUCCUGAAACCCCUUGUCAAGGUUGCAUUGUGGGGGUGCCAAAGGUGCUGCCUCUAGCCAGGAUAUAUUGUCUUGAUGGGAUUGCGACACCUGCUGUGGCAUGGAUAACAACUCACUAUGUUAGAGUUUGGCCAAACAAGGCAUUUUCCCAGCUGCCCCAGGAAAUCCGAGAAGAAUCCUGCAAUAGGUUGAUAGAAAGCAUCAGCAGGAAUAGCAUUGUGGGUCUUAUAAAUGACCUCAGUACAAUUGAAGGGAGACUUCCCUUUAUUCGUUGGGCAGACAUUGUAAGACAACACAUAGAUGUUCUCAAGUCGAAAACUGAGGUGUUCUUGAGAAACAAUAUAGACAGUGUAGCAAGUAGCUUCUUCUGCUUGACUGAUAAUCAUACAUCAUGGAUGAUUGCUUGGAUAGAUUCCCAUUUUAGUGCAGCACUGAAUGCCAUGCCCAGAGAGAAAAUGUGCCAAACCUAUGCUGCAUUUAGAUCUAUCAAAGAACAUUGCAAGUGCUUGUAUGGAAAUCUGUCUCCCCGUGGUGAGGCUCAACUGAUCUUUGCCUCUCAGGAACUUACAGACCUGGCUGAAAAACUACAUGCAAAGUGCAGGACAGUAUUGAUCGCAAAUGCCGCAUAUUUAGUUGAUUCUGAACACUGGGAUCUAUUGUCAAAGAAGGAACAGAAAGACAUCAAAGAAGCUGCAUUGUAUGUUUGUGUGACAGGUGCAAGACCAAAGACAGCCCAAAGGCCAGUUCUAUCAAGUAUGGCAAGGAAAACCAAGCCAAAGCCAACUGCUAAAAAUACAGCACCACAAACCAGAGAAGUGAAAUCUAGAAAACAAGUCUCCAAAGUUAGUAGUACAAAUAGAACCAAGCCCACAAAUAAACAUGAACCAAACAAUAAUAUUACAAACAAAGCUCAACCAGUUGUUGCUGAUCAAGAGCCCAUAUGUAAUGACAUUGAAGACAAUACUGAUGAACAAUUACAAGAUCAAAAUGAGUUUGUGAUUCCAAAUGUAGAACUAGAGACAUUGGCAGAACCUUGCCUCUUUAUAUGUGAUCUUAUUCCAAUUUACACUGUGAUUACGAGUUGAGAGCCAUUAUGGUGAAAUGAAUGUUAACAUUAUCAGUGGUCUGAUCUGUUUUCGAUAUUUAUUAAUAAAAGCAGAAAAGCUAUAACAUUUCUGUCAACCAUUUAAGCAUUUUGUGGGACAUAUUUAGAUGACAUUUAUGACAUGUAUUUAUGCCAUACUUGACAUAUAUGACAUGUAUAUGCCAUAUAUAUAUGACAUAUAUGGCAUAUAUGUAUGACAUUUAUGUAUGACAUAUAUGACAUAUACUGUAUGGCAUGUACACUCCCCUCCAUAAGUUUGGCAACCUUAGCUCCCCCAUUGAACUACGUGUUAAAGCCCC